Sceloporus undulatus (fence lizard) is the source of this 2765-nucleotide messenger RNA. It is a transcript of the gene AGFG1, whose product is annotated as ArfGAP with FG repeats 1. Gene Ontology annotation, cellular component: cytoplasmic vesicle. Gene Ontology annotation, molecular function: GTPase activator activity. The record is from RefSeq and is a predicted model, not a curated record. Lineage: Eukaryota; Metazoa; Chordata; Lepidosauria; Squamata; Phrynosomatidae. Bases 21 to 2114 code for a protein of 697 amino acids. The transcript has 15 exons.
CUAGCCCUCCAGGCCGAGAGAUGGCGCUGUUGGCGAAAGGAAAGGCAAGAAAGAAAGAAAGAGAGGGGGCGCUCUUUUCGUGUCGUCUCGUCGCUCCUGAAAGGUGUCGCCUAGCGCGGUCACUCAGCAUCCUCCUCCUCCUCCUCCUCCUCGGCGUCGACGGUUGGGCUGCGUGCGUGCGCCGCGCGCCGGCCUUUCCGCCUCUCCCCUCCCCUUCCCCCUCCCCCUUCGCCUGGCCUCAGGCGGGACAGUCCUCGUCCUCGGUCCUCUGCCUCUCCUUCCUUCCUUCCUCCCUUUCCCCCGCGUCGUCGGCCAUGGCUGCCAGCGCCAAGCGGAAGCAGGAGGAGAAGCACCUGAAGCUGCUCCGGGAGAUGAGCAGCCUCCCUCCCAACCGCAAGUGCUUCGACUGCGACCAGCGCGGCCCCACUUACACCGACAUGACGGUGGGCAGCUUCGUCUGCACCUCCUGCUCCGGAAUCCUGCGAGGUUUAAAUCCACCUCACAGAGUGAAGUCCAUUUCCAUGACCACGUUUACACAGCAAGAAAUAGAAUUUCUUCAGAAGCAUGGAAAUGAAGUAUGUAAACAAAUUUGGCUAGGCUUAUUUGAUGAUAGAUCAUCAGCAAUUCCAGACUUCAGGGAUCCUCAAAAGGUCAAGGAAUUUCUACAAGAAAAAUAUGAAAAGAAAAGAUGGUAUGUUCCACCAGAACAAGCAAAAGUUGUGGCAUCUGUCCAUGCAUCGAUAUCUGGGUCCUCUGCCAGUAGUACAAGCAGUACACCUGAAGUCAAGCCACUUAAAUCUCUCCUGGGAGAGUCUGCACCAGCGUUGCACUUAAACAAAGGCACACCUACCCAAUCUCCUGUUGUAAUUCGGUCUCAAGGACAGUCCCAAGAAAAGAAACAGUUUGAUCUUCUCAGUGACCUUGGUUCAGACAUAUUUGCUGCUCCUGCUCCUCAUUCCACGGCUACAGCAAAUUUUGCUAAUUUUGCACAUUUCAAUAGUCAUACAGCGCAGAACUCUGCAAAUGCAGGUUUUGCAAACUUUGAUGCAUUUGGACAGUCUAGUGGUUCGAGUAAUUUUGGUGGUUUCCCCACAGCAAGUCAGUCUGCUUUUCAGCACCAAAAUACAGCGUUCAGAACGCUUUCAUCUAGCUGCAGUUUUGGUGAAUUUACUACUUCCGCUUUUCCUCUCCAGGCUAUGCGCAGUGGGAGCGCUGGAUCAGUGAAUGCUAACUUUGCACACUUUGAUAACUUCCCCAAAUCUUCCAGUGCUGAUUUUGGAGCCUUCAGUGCUUCUCAGAGCAACACAACUGCAGCCAGUAAAGCUGCAGUGAAUAAACCGAAUCUCCAGUCAGCAGAUAAAUAUGCAGCUCUUGCUAAUUUAGAUAAUAUCUUCAGCACAGGGCAAGGUGGUAGUGAACAAGGAAGUGGCUUUUCUGCCAAUCCAACACCAGCAGGUCCUACUGUGUCGGCCCCAAGUCAAUCAAGUGCAUCUUCAGACAAGUAUGCAGCUCUAGCAGAAUUAGACAGUGUGUUCAGCUCCACAGCAACUUCUAGUAAUGCAUAUACUUCCACCAGUAAUGUUAGCAGUAAUGCUUUUGGAACAGUACCAGUAGGUGCUAAUACACAGACACAACCAGCACCCUCAAGUGUUCCUGCUCCAUUUGGAGCCCCAUCCACAAAUCCAUUUGUAGCUGCCCCUGUAGCAGCAGUAGCACCUUCAACAAACCCAUUCCAAACAAAUAACAGAGGAGCACCAGGCCUCUCAGGAGCAAUGCAUACUCACAUGUUUCCUCAGGCUCACUUUGCAGCAACAUUUGGCACAGGAUCCAUGAGUAUGCCUGCAGGAUUUGGAACAACUGCCUCAUACAGUCUUCCUACUAGCUUUAGUGGUAACUUCCAGCAACCUGCGUUCCCAGCCCAGGCAGCUUUUCCUCAGGCUGCAUUCACUCAACAGCCUAAUGGUGCAGGCUUUGCUGCAUUUGGACAGACAAAACCAGUAGCAACCCCUUUUGGGCAAGUUACAGCUGUUGGAGUAUCUAGUAAUCCUUUCAUGGCAGGUGCACCAGCAGGGCAAUUUCCAUCAGGAAGUUCAUCAACCAAUCCUUUCUUAUAGCCUUAUAGACACUUUACCCAAAAGAACUCUUAUGUGAUCACAUAACAUCUCUGCGCCUCUUGCACUGUUGUCUUGUUUCACUGACCUUAGCUUUAAACACAAGUUUUUCAAGAAAAAAAAAAAAGCCUGCAUUGUGUAUUAAAACCGAGGAACACCAGGUAAUGUGCAAAACAGGGGGCUGUGAUAACAUCUUUUAAUCUGUGCAUUGGCAGGAGAAUGUUAAAGGUAUCAUGUAUAUUAAAAUUGGCUAAUAUUAAGUUAUUGCAGAUACCACAUUCAUUAUGCUGCCGUACUGUACAUAUUUUUUCUUAGAAAUUAGUUCUUUGUGCAUAUCAGUAUUUGUAACUUUUAGCACAUUGUUAUGUGAAAAAUGUUAAUGAGGGAAAUAGAUCAGCCACUUUAAGGUGCUGUCAUAUCUCUUGGAAUGAAUGGCCUACAUUAUUUUAACCAUUGCUGUUGGGAGUUAUGAGUUCAAAAUUGAAGGUUUUAUUCAUUUCUUGAAGUGUUUUUUUUCCCUUUCCUAAAGAGCUCUUCUAUUUAUACAUGCCUAAAUUCUCUAUAAUGUAGAGGGAUACCUGUCUGCAUAAUAAAGCUGAUCAUGUUUUGCUACAGUUUGCAGGUGGAAAAAAAUAAUAAACAUUAGAAAAAAGU